Eruca vesicaria subsp. sativa (arugula) is the source of this 462-nucleotide messenger RNA. Lineage: Eukaryota; Viridiplantae; Streptophyta; Magnoliopsida; Brassicales; Brassicaceae. The record is from the annotation of a GenBank genome assembly.
AUGGCCAAUAGUAAUCUACCCCGAAGAAUCAUCAAGGAAACGCAACGUCUGCUAAGCGAACCGGCUCCAGGGAUAAGUGCAUCUCCGUCUGAGGAUAACAUGAGGUACUUCAACGUUAUGGUUCUUGGUCCCUCUCAGUCACCUUAUGAAGGUGGAGUUUUCAAGUUGGAGCUCUUUUUGCCUGAAGAAUACCCUAUGUCAGCCCCCAAGGUUAGGUUUCUCACCAAGAUAUACCAUCCUAACAUUGAUAAGCUUGGAAGAAUCUGUCUUGAUAUUCUGAAAGACAAGUGGAGCCCUGCUCUACAAAUACGAACAGUGCUCUUAAGUAUUCAAGCUCUUCUGAGUGCACCAAACCCUGAUGAUCCGUUGUCUGAGAACAUCGCUAAGCAUUGGAAGAGUAAUGAGGCAGAAGCUGUGGAGACAGCUAAAGAAUGGACCCGUCUUUACGCAAGCGGCGCAUGA